This is a messenger RNA of Bicyclus anynana (squinting bush brown), 2167 nucleotides long. RefSeq lists its product as uncharacterized. The record is from RefSeq and is a predicted model, not a curated record. Bases 989 to 2167 code for a protein of 392 amino acids. Lineage: Eukaryota; Metazoa; Arthropoda; Insecta; Lepidoptera; Nymphalidae. The transcript is spliced from 2 exons.
AAGAAUGGCAUUGUUGAUAGUGCGGUCGAACCCUACCCUCUGCUACCGUGGACUUUAACUUAUAACAGAUAUGUCAUCUGUAUUAUUAUUAUAUAACGUCAUUUUAUCUACCUUGUCUAUGACAAUUUGUAUUUAAAAGAAAGAAUUAAAUUAUAACGGACACUCCGCUGUAAAAAUCCGAAAUAGUUGUUUCUUUCUCACCUUUGUAAUCCUGCAAAAUAGUUAAGAGAUCCUGUAGUCAGAAUCUCAUUGUGUAGAUUCAAUAAUUUACAUAAUUGGCGACCGUGACAGGACUACAAAGAAAUUGAGAAGAAAAUAAUCAAAUCCAGCGUGAGUCGGAGUAGCCAUCACCGAAACGUCAAAUUCGUUUCGCGGUAUCAGGCUCAAACAAAGAAGCUAUUGCUGCCAGGCCGGGACCCGCCAGUUCCGCAAGUACCAGGCGCAAUAAGAAAACCCAGCAUCGGACACCGCCGUAAUCGUCGGGCCGAAGAAAUCGUCGUUCCGGAGCAUCGGGACGGAACGCAGCCACUGCGUCCCGCAAAUAUCGGGACCAAUCUCCAAGAGGGACACUCAUCGAGCGCCGGCGUAGUCGUCAGGCCGAAUCAAUUCAGAUAAGUGCCCAAAAUCCACAUUAAAACAUCAUAUUCAUCCAUUCAUAUUCAUCCAUCCAUAUUCAUUCAUCACAAAUCCAUUUCGCAAUUCAUCCAUAGCUCCAAAUUCAUCCACAUAUCACGCACUAUUCGUAUAGGUAUCCAUUUGAAUAACACAUUCACUUAAUUAUUGUAAAUUUGCACCUCAUAAUAUCAUACGUGACUCAUACGCGUCAUCCACCAUUUAAAAAUUUUAACGGUACGUGCAUCGCAUCGGUCACUGCGCGGGCGACUAAACUCAACUCAGUUACGUAAUAUUGUACCUACAAGUACAUCGCGAGUGCAAAAAAGAUAAGAAACCGGUUUGGACAGACCGCGCGCGUCGUAUUUGCAUAGUUAUGUCGCUCAAAGAAUUAAUUUUAAAACGCAGCGCUAUUAAGGGCCGAAUAACUAAGUUUAAAAAUUAUCUGGCUAAAAUAAGUCAAGAGUCUUUAGAUACGUUGCAAUUAAGCGAGUUAAAAAUUAAGUUAAGUAGAUUCGAGCGCUUAGAUAGCGAGUUUUCGAAAUUACAAGGCCAGAUAGAAACAUUAAAUGAAAGUGAGCUUGAUGACGAACUGGAUACCCGCGAGGAAUUUGAAAACGAAUUUACUAGUUCCACCGCCUUGGCCCUCGACAUUGUAUCGCGUUAUGCGAACGUUCGCAGUGCUGAAGGGUCUCAUAACGUUUCACUAGCAGCCGAUGGUUCUAAUAACAGCCAAGAACAAGCCGUUAGUCACGAGAUCGGGUUCAAACUGCCACUUAUUCAAAUUUCAAAAUUUGAUGGCACAAUUUUCCGAUGGCUCGAAUUUCGCGACACAUUUAAAUCAUUAAUUCACGAUAAUGCUCGCAUCCUACCAGUUCACAAAUUCCAUUAUUUAAAUUCAUAUCUGGAAGGAGAGGCCGCCCGUGUUGUCGGAAAUUUGGAGGUUUGUGCCGCGAAUUACGACAAGGCGUGGGGCUUGCUAUGCGAGCGUUAUAACAAUAAGAGGCAGUUAAUAAGCAAUCACCUCGACGCUUUGUUUAACAUUGAAUUACUGUCUCGCGAAUCUGAACAUUCGUUACGCGCAUUAAUAGAUAACGUAAAUAGAAAUUUGCGCGCUUUAGCGAGUUUAGGCCAGCCCACCGAGCAUUGGGACACACUAAUUAUACAUAUGGUUUGUUCUAAGGUGGAUAAUCAAACUAGCAUGAAAUGGGAGGAGCACCGAAACACUUUGGAUGAGAUGCCAUCUUUAAAUCAAUUCAACAAGUUCUUAAAGGACAGAGCUGACGUUUUAGAGUCGUUUAAUCGAAAUAAGGCUCAACAUCAACGAACAUCUAAUCCGCCAAACGCGAGCGGUAAAAAUAGAAAUACAAAUCCACACAGGGCACUUUCUAAUCGGUCGGCCUCUGACUGCGCUUCCGUCACCGCCCAUCGCAGACCUGAGCUCCAGCAGUCUCGAUCGUUACAAGAGGCUGGAGAAGGUGCGACAGCAAUUUUGGAGUCGCUGGCAGAAGGAGUAUAUAAGCGAGCUGCAACAACGCACGAAGUGGCGUACUAG